CGAAAAAACUCCCUUUGUUUUCUCUAAUAUUCAUAUGAUCGACAUCCCUCACAUUGAUCGCUUCUUCCCUAUUUUGAUUCCCCUGCAAGGGUUUUGUUCAUUUUGUGGGAAGCCUAGUUGAGUUAUGUUUGUUGAGUGGAUCUGAUUACCUCUGCUGUUCUGGGUAUGUUGCGAAUAGGGAUAUAAGGAUAACCAUGGAUGCAAGUCAUACUAAAAUUGUGAAAAUAUGGUGUAAAAAUUGUUUCUUUUGUAUCAAGAAAUAUCCAAUUCCGAUUUGUAUUUUGCUUUUGUUCUUCCUUUCGUAUAUGUUCAUGCCUUUAGUAUACACAUUUUUAAUCUAUUCUUCCCCCCUCGUUGGAAUUCCGUUUAUUGUUCAUAGAGUUUUAUUGGGUAUUGAUCGUCAAAAGAUUAAAAAGGCUGAACAAGAUGAUAAAAGGAAAAAGUUUGCAAAGUCUCGCAGGAGUUUCAAAUCUAAAUAUGGUGAUCGUACCCACCUUAGUCGAAGAAACACCAACACGAAAACUGAUAAUUUUUGUUAUAGCGAUACGGAUUUUGAGGACAAUGACGACAUUUUCUCGAAGAGUUUGAGCGAACUUUUGGCUGAAAAGAGCUCCUUAUUUGAGAAAAAGCCGACAAAUAUAGGAGAGGUGAAUGUUGAAUCUGUUGUUGGAAGACAUGAAUGUUCGUCCUCAUAUGAUUACCGAAAAUAUGGUAAUCAUGUUAAUGAUGAUGAUCAUAAGAAUGAAGUGAAAGGAGGAUGUUGGGAUUUCUCUGCCGGCGAAGGUGAUGACCCACAAGAUAAGACUGUGCGAUGGGCAGAAGAUGAUCAAAAGAAUGUAAUGGAUCUUGGGCUUUUAGAAACUGAAAGAAACAAGAGGUUGGAGGGUCUGAUGCAGAGAAGAAGAUCGAAAAAAAAUCUAGGUUUUCAGGAUAAAGAUGCAACAACAGAAAAUAACAAUAAUGGUCAAAUUUCUGCCAUUAAAGUCGUCAAAAUAAAUCCGUUUCUGGAAGUCAGUUCAGGUGGUAAGAAGUCCCCUGGUUCAGCUCCAUCUUUGUUAGCGACACGCAAUCCUUUUGACCUUCCUUAUGAUCCUCAUGAAGAAAAACCUGAUCUUUCUGGGGAUAACUUUCAUGAAGAGUUAACAGCUAGUCACCACAAAGAACCGAUGUUUUGUAGGCAUCAAAGCUUCAGCUUGGGUGCUUUUUCACAUCCAGAUGCUACUCAUGAUAAUCGCAAAAUGUCUUUUUACAAAGAUCUUGCAACCAAGCGCUUCACCCUUGCUGCACUUGCAGCUUCAACCAUUGAUGAUAAUCCAAAAGAAGAAGGUGAAGAAGAUGGAACCGAGAAAAGAACAAAAGAAAUUGAUGCAUACCUCAAGGCUUCUAUGUCAGAAGGAAAUCGUCUACAAAGAAAUGCUAAUUCAUUCGAUUGUAGUCCAUCAACAAUGUUGGACGAGAGAAAAGCUGAUAUUGUCUUCUUUUAUGGGGGUAAGAAGAGAAUAGGCCACGCUCCAAGCAAUUCCAUUGUUUCUGACUUGCAGGUUGAGCUUUCUGACGAAGAAACUUCUCUAAAGGACUUGGAUUUAGACAAAGAAAAAGGAAGUUGGUUAAACUUGUCAAACCUAUCUAAAUCGGAUUCGGAAGUAGCUUUGAAACCAGAUGGAGAAGAAGAUGAUACAAAUCCUUUAUCUGAUGAACAUUAUGUAGCUCCUGAAGACAAUCCUGGGAUUAUAUCAAGCAGUGUGGUAUCAACCGAUCUACCCUCCUCAUCAACUCAAGAGAUGGACAAUAGGCCACAAUCAUUGAAUUCGGAUAUAGUACAAACCAAUCAGUUGCAAGAACCACCAGAUGGAUUAACAGAAGCAGCCAUUAGACAAGCUCAUGUUACCUCAAGUUCUCCCAAAUCUGUCUUAGAGAGAGGGUUUUCAACCGAUCAGACUUCACAAUACAACUUUUCCAAUGAGGUUCAACAACCAGAUAACCACACAUGAGAAGCUGAAAAUGGGCUACAUCGACCAGCAAUUCUUUUAGUGACAGAGAUCAAGAGAACUCCCAGGCUGGUCAAACAUCCUUCUCCAGAAAUUCAUAGCGAUUUCUUGGGUUGAUUAUCAUCUAGGAACCCUGGUGCCUAAGUGUCGUGCGGAGCUUGGUGGAUAAUCAAGUUCUCUCCCCCAUCUGUCUCUUUCUCAUUCAGAUAUGUUCAUUAUUUAGGCUAUUUUGCUAGUUAUUUGUAGGAUUUAGUCAGGUUUUUGGUUCUACUCUAUAACAAGCUUAAUGUAAUGGGUGUUGCACAUCGGUAGGGGUGGUUUAUGGCAUGAAAUCAUUAAAGAAUCAGGAGAUCGUGAGAUGCUGG
Lactuca virosa is the source of this 2353-nucleotide messenger RNA. The record is from the annotation of a GenBank genome assembly. NCBI's taxonomy places the organism in Eukaryota, Viridiplantae, Streptophyta, Magnoliopsida, Asterales, Asteraceae.